This is a messenger RNA of Coregonus sp. 'balchen', 4611 nucleotides long. The record is from the annotation of a GenBank genome assembly. NCBI's taxonomy places the organism in Eukaryota, Metazoa, Chordata, Actinopteri, Salmoniformes, Salmonidae.
GUAAGCAGAUUCCUUUUCCCGGCUGCAGCACAGCAGACAGACCGUUCACAAGAAAAAUAAGAAAAAAAUGCUAAAAGGGGUGAAGUAGAGAAGAAAGUGAGCGAGCGAGGGCUGUGAUUGGCUAACACAGGUUCACCAUAAUCACAUGGUGUGGAUUUCCGCUUUGACACAUUUACUUUCAGCAGCAGGGCAGGGACACACCACAUACAACACAUGCAGAGUUACUGUACUUAACUAGCUGUAGCAGAGCUGCACUAUGGUGCUGUGAAGAGAGAGCGCUCCACUCCACCAUGCAAUCCACCAUGAACUUUAACGGGCUCCUGCGACAGGGCAGCCAGGACAGUUACAUGAUGGAGGGCUCUCUGAGGAAGAAGGGUCGUCUAUGGUAUCAGCGCUCUCUGAAGGAACACCAUAACAAAACCAGUCAGAAUGGGGGGACUACUCCUGGGACUCUGCCAAGAGGCUGGAAACAGGUGAGUGAGAAACCUUGGAAAGAAACAGGAAAAGAUUGAACAGUUUUACUGUGUAUCAUUUCAGUCAUGUAACCUAUAAGUUGCACAGAGUUUGUUAUUCUUAGAGGUCAUUGAUGUUCGUGGAUAGUAUAUAAAACUGUUUCAGUGGCAUCAGAGAGGUAUAUAUUAACAUGUUCCAAAACAAAACGGAGCACUUGCAAAGACAAAAAGCUUUUUGACAAUUGUAAGGUUUUUGUUUUACAUAAGAGACAAACUAGUUCAUUAUCAGAAAAAAAGUACCUGGAAACACAGUUUGUUUAAUUGUUUAUGUUUAAGAUAAAUUACAAAUAUAUUGUCACAUUAUAUACCAAGAAUUUGAAGAGACUGGUCUAAAUCUAGUCUAUUUUGCAUGAAAUUAAAUAAAUAUAUAAUCAGAAUAGUUAUUUUCACUGUUGUAUUUAUAAAAUAUAUGAAAAUGUAUUAAAUAUACAUUUGACUUUCCAGUCCAACAGAGCCCGCUCAAACUCCUUAGUGGAUUACACUGAUCCUCAGAGGUAAAUACAAGCCCUUUGUCAUUUGUAUAGUACACUAUUAAUACUAAGAUACAAACACAAUUAUGUUUAACGACUCAAGUUAUGACAAGUGUGUAACUGAAUUUCUCCUGCACAUAGGACUACCAUUAUGUUGCAAAAGCAAGACAAUGAGACGUUUGGAUUUGAAAUUCAGGUAAGACAUUGAAUCAGUUUUAGAAUGAAUACAAAAUACAUUUUCAAGAAAUGUUUAACCUGGCUAUCAGUCCUGCCUAGUGACCGAAGUAUGAUUCCUCCUGAUCUAGACGUAUGGCAUGCUGCUGAAGAAAAGCAUGGCGGUGGAGAUGUGCACAUUUGUGUGCAAGGUGCAGGAGGACAGCUCAGCUGAGAGUGCAGGCCUUACCGCUGGUGAGACACCCACAUCCUACUUCCUCUACCUGUGGCCCAGACUCAGUGCUCUGUUCAAUCAGAUCCGCUUUAGUCGACAUCUGCAUAACGUUUGUUCUGGUGGUGUCGGAGGUGGAACUGUGUUAGGGCUGUCAAAUCCACAAGCGGCUCCUGUCAUUAUACUUAAAGUGGACAUUGCCAUUGGCUGCACGGAGUCGCAUUGCGAGAAAUCCCAUGCAGCCUUGUUUACAAGUUUGAACACUGAAAUGUGAGAUGUGAUCUACACCUCGAUUAGGCUGGCAGAAAUGAAUAGUUUUAUGAUUUUCAAUUUGAGCGUCAUUAUUUCUAUAUAGCCUACACUUUCUCAUUCUGAACUUCUAACGUGAGUGGGAUGGGUGUGGCUUCGUGACAAUGAUCAAGAGCAGCUGCUCACCGAUUUGACAGCUCCAACAUAGUUACACCUCGGACACAGCCAAAACAUCAGCUAUGCGGGUGUUGGCUAUCGCCGGUUAACGCUUGAUCUGAUUGAAUCUAGGCCUCGGCUUCAGUGCUGUGCAUUAUGGUUCUCACACAGAGAGAUGUCCUCGUUACACUCAUUACAAUACAUGUAACUUUCACACAGAAAAGGGCCAACAAGGCAAGGCCUGACCUCUCUCUCUCUCUCUCUCUCUCUCUCUCUCUCUUUCCCUCCCAUGCUCGCUCUCUCUUGCUCUAUGCAUAUAGGUGAUGUUAUCGUCACCAUCAAUGGGGUCAGCAUUGAGGGGUCAAGCCAUCAGCACAUCGUUGACCUGAUUCGAAAAUCCACCAACUUAUUACAGUGAGUAAGACCUGCAAUGAGACCCAAACCAAAGGGUUACUGUUUGUAACUCUGAAGAAUGAGAAAAACAUUGAACAUAAACUUUUUGAUGAACCUUGAUAUUGUAUCAAGGUGUCAGAAUUAUUUGUAAGAUUUGUCUGGCUGCAUCCCAAAUGGUACCCUAUUCCCCAUAUAGUGCACAACUUUUGAACAGAGCCCUAUGGUCCCUGGUCAAAGUAGUGCACUAUACAGAGCCCUAUGGGACAUAGUCAGAAAUAGCGCACUAUAUACGGAGCGAUGGCUGCUUGUGCUCAUUUUGUCUCUGUGUAAUCUCAGGAUGGAGACGGUGUGUGGGACGGUGGUGAAGAGGAUUGAACUGGAGAAGAAGAUGAGCUUGCUCAAGGUGUGUCUCUCUUACAGGGCGGAUGUUUGGCUUCAAUAACACACCGUAGUUGAAUAGACUUUACAGUGGAAAAUAUGGGUGGUGUACUCUUCUGUAGCCAACCACAUAACCCCACCCAGCACAACACAAAGAAGCUCACAUGACAGAACGACAGUAGCACAGUAUUGAGACAGGUUCAGUAUAGCUAUGUAUGCUCAACACCAUUUCAUCACUAAUCCUACUGUAGAUGAAUUGGGUCACAGGGAAACACACCAUUAUAAAGAUAAUGUUAAGUACUGUAUAGUUGACCUGAGAGUCAUCCAAGUCUAAUUUUCAUUCUAUGUUUUUGUCCACACAGCAAACCCUGAGAGAGAAAAGGAUGGAGUUGCAAGCGCUCACAUUAAAGGAAACAUGCCUUAUGCGAGGUGAGGGGUUUGGCCCAGCUGUGAAACCACAGAACUUCCUUUCUCAUUAGCUGAUGUGAAAAUGACGAGUAAAUCGCUGAUCGGUGUAUUAAUGAGCUUCGUUGAUCGUCAUUGUGACAAAUUACCUGAAAAAAAAUAUAUAUCCUGUCAAUCAACCACAUCCUUUACAGUGCACAUGAAUACUGUGGUUGGAUAAGUCAACACUGUCAACGAACUACCCUUCUCUUAUCUCCAGGUAACCUGAAUGACAGUUCUCUACACCCCUCUACGGACUCCCUGAUGUCUCCAAUGUCUCUGUCAGGACACAGUGGCCACCGCAGCCACCGCUUCUCCAGUGACAGUAGCUGCCGUAGUGGGAUGACAGAGGACAGUGACCUGGCCAGUGUGUUUGGUGACCUGAGCUCCCCGAGCCCCUGCAGUGCGGCCAGUCCAGACGAUAGUUGCUUCUUCUCCAGAGACUUCACCCAGGAAGGGCCCCCCCCAGCCAGCCUCAGCCGUACCCGCAGCCUGGCCAGCAGCAGCAGUUCCCUCUCCUCCCCCUCCCCCACAUGGGACCCCUUCAGAGCCUCCUCCCUGUUUGGGACCCUCCCCAGGAAGGCCAGGAGAGCCAACGUCCGCAAACACAUCCUGAAGUUCAUCCCUGGAUUCAACCACUCAGUGGAGGAGGAGGACACCUGAACUGAGCUGUGAACGAACACUACAGUACGUCUUCGUGUGAUGUGACGUUCAAUACAAACAUUUCUUGCUGAGAUGGAGGUUGUCCUUAUAUGGAUACCAUACCUGGACUCAGGAAGAGACACAUACUAUAUGAGCAUUAUGGGCAUGAGAAGCAUUAGGAGGAAGCAAGCAUUCUCCCUUUGACAAAAGCCUUCAGUUAUCUACAGCUACUGUAUGCAUGAUGGACUGCUUUGGUGUUGCACUUUCACACAACCAUUUUCAGAGGAAUUUGUUCUUGACCAAAAUCAUAUUGAGAAGACAGCAUUAAUCCUUAUAAUUGUAACAAUUCUUUGUAAUAAAGAAUGCAGUUAUUUGUCAUAAAGAACGCAAGACUCAGUUCAUGUGUGUGCAGCCAGUGAAACAAAGAUUGUGCUUGGCAUUUCUAAAAUUGUGACCAUUAGAUGUAGGGAGAUAAUUAAGAGAUAAUAUGAAGGAAAAGGCACGAUCUUCCUCAAUUAAACAUUUUGCUUGUAUAUAACUUAAGACAUAUAUGCUUUUCAUAUUUACAUGUGAUCAAAUAAGUUAUAUUGGACAUGUCUGGCAGUUUAGUCACGUAAAAAGUGUGAGUUCUUAACCACGUAGCUAACUCCACAGUACAAAACAGGAUGUGGGCAGAGAAGGUGCUACGUUCUUCACUAUUUCUGUUCCCAUGCCACUUUUGGCUUACGUAUCUACAACUUACUUUCAAUCUUGAUAAAUAAACUACACAUCUGAAGUUUCCUGUAAUUCAGGACAUUUUUCAGUAACUUUGAGUGUCAUUCAAUUUAAUUUAUUGUAUGCUUGCUAUCUUCAUUUUGCUGCUUUUAUUAAGAAUCAAAGCAAAUAUGUUUGAACUUCUCUGAACACAAGUGACCUGUCAUUUUUCUUAACAAAUAAACAGCGAAUAGUUGGUUCCUAAACUGUCACUCUUCACAUUCUCUCU